Molecule: messenger RNA, 1364 nt
Organism: Prosopis cineraria
Lineage: Eukaryota; Viridiplantae; Streptophyta; Magnoliopsida; Fabales; Fabaceae
Product: B-box zinc finger protein 21
Exons: 3
Coding region: 89-994 (301 amino acids)
Biological process (GO): regulation of DNA-templated transcription; photomorphogenesis
Cellular component (GO): nucleus
Molecular function (GO): zinc ion binding
Source: RefSeq, a predicted model, not a curated record
CAAAAGGCUCAAUCCUAAUCACUAAUUACCGUCUCUCCUCUCCUUCCUUUCUUCUCCGAGUUUCGGUGAUCCAUCCCACUCUCAGCUAAUGAAGAUCCUCUGCGACGUCUGUAAUAACCACGAGGCUUCCCUAUUCUGCACCGCCGACGAGGCCGCCCUCUGUGAUGCCUGCGACCAGCGCGUCCACCACGCCAACAAGCUCGCCUCCAAACACCAACGCUUUUCUCUUCACCGCCCUUCUCCCAACCAUUUCCCUCUUUGUGAUAUUUGCCAGGAGCGAAGAGCUUUCGUGUUCUGUCAACAGGACAGAGCAAUUCUGUGCAAAGAUUGUGAUGUGCCAAUUCACUCGGCCAACGAGCACACCCAGAAGCAUAAUAGGUUUCUUCUAACGGGGAUUAAGCUCUCUGCUGCUUCUACGCUUUAUUCACCAUCAACUACCAAUUCCGUCUUGACGAAUGGUUCUGAUUCUGUGUCUAAUUCCAAGACGCAGAAUAUAGCUAAGAACUCUGUUUCUGCUUCUUCUGCCAUCUCACAUCCCUCUUCAAUGGACAAGGCUUCACCUUCAACAGCAUCAACAUAUGCCACGCCCACGAUUAAUAAGGCUGGGGGAAACUUGUUAACGAACGAAGGGAUUGUUUCCUCAAGUAGCAUAUCUGAGUAUUUGAUAGAGACUCUCCCAGGCUGGCAGGUCGACGACUUUCUCGAUUCUUCUUCCGUUCCGUUUGGCUUCAGUAAGAGUGAUGAUAUGUUGGCCGUGUUCAACGCUGAUGUUGAGAGAAAUAUGUGUUCUUUCUCGCCCGAGAGUAUGGGGAUCUGGGUUCCUCAAGCACCCACUACUCUGUUUACCCAACAAGUGGAUCGGCAGAUCAAGUUCCAAGAGAGAAAAGAGGCGACCAAUAUUGAGGCCAGCAGAUCAAGGUCGAGGGAUGAUAAUUUCAUAGUUCCACAAAUUAACCCUCCUACUGGGUCAAAGAGAUCCAGACUUCUUUGGUAGAAACAAGCCUCAAAAUCGAAUCUUGUUCAGAACGCAGCCUUUGUAUCAUCCUUUUUUAUUUCUUUUUUUGGGUUUUUUUUGGGGGGGGGGGGGUGGUGGUGUUGUCUAUUCCCUCCUCUUUUCUUUUGUUUCUCCGCAUCUGCCUCUAUCUGCCUUAAUUUUCAUGCUACCCUUGUUUUUAUAAUGUUAAUGUUAAUUUGGUUUCCUUUUGGACUGUUUGUGACUUGUACUCUGCUUCCCAGCAGCUGCGCUGUAAGCUGAUCGUUUUGUGCUUCUCUUUCCUACUGUAUUUGCAGAAUCUGCAAACACCAUUGUAUAUUUGAACAUUCAUAGAGUUUUGCAGGCAUUCUAAAUAGUUUUCCACGUGUUA